CAGGCUGGGGGGUGGGUAUAUGUCACUCGGUUUUCUGUGAACAAGAGAAACGUCGUACAGUUUUGUUCUCGCAUCGAAACAUCAGCACUUUCUUGCAGAAGAAGAAGAAGAACAACACCAUCUUACCUUGCUCUCCCCCACGAAGAACUUGGAACUCGAAGUUAGACUGCUACAAGAGAUCCGGACCUGAUUAGUUUUGAGCGAAAGAGUUGCACCUUUCCACCACCACAACAACAACGAUGUCGCAACAAACACAACAACAAGAAGACCACGAAGGACGAGGCCGUCGUCCUGUCUCUCGAAAGGCUCUUAAUGCCAUCGAACAAGCUCUUGAUCAGAUCGAAGCUACUUCGGCUGCAGAAACGGCCGAAGAUUCCGACGGACCACCCACACCUGCCUACUCCUGGAUUCUGCCUAGCAGUACAUCAGCAGCAAUUCGCGCCACCAGCCCUUCCACAGCUUCUUCGGCCACAAGUUCAUCAGCAGAUUCGGGCGAUGUCGACGUUCGACGAUCCGAAGCAGACGACCGUAUGCGAAUCGGUUUUGAAGUUCCUCGCGACGAGAGCGGCCAGCGAGCUUCCUGGAUCAAUCAUCACCAGGGUGGUGUGAAACUCUCCACGUGGAGUUGGCUUGCUGAUGUCGAGGCGCAGCAGCCGUCGCCAGAAGAUCGCAGAAAGAGAAUUGCGAAUGCUAGAAUGGCGCUCUUGAGAAAACAGAGAGGUCGCGAAGUUGGAUAUGGAACUUCGAAUACUCCGGGGGAGGUGUAUGGCGACACGCUGGGGAAGGGAAAGUGGUUUUCUGUGGUUGCGGAGGUUUAUGAGACGGAGGCGGAUGAUGCUGAUGAUGGGGUGGAUGCUUGCAGGGAUUGUGGAAACCCGUGGCAGGCGGGAUUGUUAACGUUGGUCGUGCUGUGCUUGCUUGCGAUGGCCUUGUGGGUAGCUCUGCCUUAGUACCCGCUGACCGGGUGUGGAUAUGCGGGUCGAUAUGCUUUAUUUUGGAUGGCUCAGCGCGAGGAGAACCAGACGCUCGUAGAGUACAUACAUGUAUGCAUUGUGAAAGUUUUGUUGGAAGCUUAGCUGUGUGAUCAGGUCGUCUUGUAGCUCGUCAUCUUGUAGCCUGAUGAAUGCGCUGUGAUUACUCGUGUUGUAAAGACUACCGCCAAGAGGUGCCGCCCUCGAGACUGGUCCGGAGCAGGAGACAAUUUCACCUGCUGCUCAUCCAAUGUUUGCCCGGUCUAGGUAUGCCGUGAGUCUC
This is a messenger RNA of Sphaerulina musiva SO2202, 1254 nucleotides long. RefSeq lists its product as uncharacterized. Bases 240 to 950 code for a protein of 236 amino acids. The transcript has a single exon. NCBI's taxonomy places the organism in Eukaryota, Fungi, Ascomycota, Dothideomycetes, Mycosphaerellales, Mycosphaerellaceae. The record is from RefSeq and is a predicted model, not a curated record.